Histoplasma mississippiense is the source of this 897-nucleotide messenger RNA. RefSeq lists its product with no specific name. Gene Ontology annotation, biological process: DNA repair. NCBI's taxonomy places the organism in Eukaryota, Fungi, Ascomycota, Eurotiomycetes, Onygenales, Ajellomycetaceae. The record is from RefSeq and is a predicted model, not a curated record. The transcript is spliced from 4 exons. The coding region runs from base 1 to 897 and encodes 298 amino acids. Gene Ontology annotation, cellular component: nucleus.
AUGCCCGUCGUGCGCAACCGCCGUCGCGCCGUCAAAUCGAACCUUCAACGAGAUGACCGGUCGACGCCGGAGAUCUCCACCCAGCUUCACAGAGCCAUUGAGGUAAUGGUCAAGAAGCUUGUACGACUCGCACUGGCGAGCGAGUAUUCGCGGCAGGUCAUCCGGCGAACCGAUAUCAGAGACAAAGUGCUGGGGGAGCAAGGGUCGAGGCAGUUCAGGCAAGUCUUUGAAGGAGCGCAGAGGGAGUUGAUGGAGAAAUUCGGCAUGCAGAUGGUGGAGCAGCCAUUGAGGGAGAAGGUGACGAUUAGUCAAAGGAGAGCCGCACAACGCACCGAGCGACCUGCCACUACCACCAAAACCUGGACUCUCACAACCAUCCUCCCCGCCGCUUACCGGACCCCAGCCAUCCUCCCGCCAACAAGAGCGCCCUCCUCCGUAACCGAAAGCACCUACACCGCCAUCUACACCUUCAUAAUAUCCACCAUCCUGCUCUCCGGCGGCUCCAUACGCGAACAGAAGCUAGACCGCCUUCUCCGUCGCGUCAACGCUGAUAACUUCACACCCAUCGACCGCACGGAUAGGCUGCUGGCGCGCCUAUGUAAGGAAGGUUAUAUCGUGCGUAACCGGGAGAUGGAUGGUGGGGAGGAGGUUGUGGAGUAUCUUGUUGGGCCUAGGGGAAAGGUUGAGGUAGGUGUCGCGGGCGUGUCUGGGCUGGUACGGGAGGUGUAUGGGUUUAGUGAAGGGUCCCUGGAUGGGGGUGACAGCAUGGAUGCGGCGGGUAAGAGACAUUCGGAGGUGGAGGCGUUUGAGAAGAGGUUGAAGAGAAGUUUGGGGAUUCGGGAACCGUUGCAUUUGGGGAAGGAGGAUGGUUAUGGUGAUGGAGACAGUGAUGCUUGA